AUGGGAGGCAGAAACUCUACAGAAUAGCAAAUUCCACCUUAGUAUGCUCAUUUGUCAUAGAAUUCUAGAAAUCAAAACUUAUUAAAUUAGCUCUACUCAUAAAAUUAGCUAAAUGUUGACUAAUAUUAUCAUAACCAAGGUUAUUAGGGUCCAAGAUAAGGACAGUUAAGAGGAGUUAAUACAGAAAUUAAAGUUUAAAAAACAAUACCAAUUAAAGCAGAGCUCAUAAUCAAUAAGAACUCUUUAAAAUUACAAAAAGUGAGUGAUAAAUUGUAUUACUUAAAUUUCGAAUAUAGCUUUGAUGUUGAAGCCGAUGUUUCUAUUUUCUAUGGAGGACUUGAUCAUAUAGAUGAUAAAACAAAUACCACAUAAAGGAUUGAAAACAAAACUGGUGAGAAGUUAGGCAAUAACACCUUCAGAAUUCCUCCUGGAAAGAAUUAGAUAUGGGAUGGCUCAAAAUACCCACUUGAUUUGUCUAAAGUUUCAAAAAGUUAGUUACUUAAAUUUGAUGGGUGCUUUUAAUUCCCUUUGAUUAUCAAAUGCGAAAAAGUUGACAAAUCUUAAGAGCUAAAGAUCGUAUAUACUUAUUGCACAAUCCAAGAAAAUAGAAAUCAAGGAUUAGGUAUUAUGAUUAUCAAGUCUAAAUUUGAGCUCAAUAAUUAAGGAUACUGGACAGAGGAGGUAUAUGGAAUCGCUGAGUCAGGUUUAAACUAAAAUUCUGAUAAAGAUUGCUCUAUUUGCUUAAGUGAAAAAAUAGAUACCAUAAUCUUACCCUGUCGCCAUAUGUGUCUAUGUUAUGAUUGCUGCUAAGACCUAAAAACAAAAGCAAACAAAUGUCCAAUCUGUAGAUAAUCUAUGUCAAAUUUCUUAAAGCUUGUCUAAUACAAAGAAUAAAAUCCUUAGUGGAAUCAAUAAUAGUCCUAAAAUUUCCCUCAAGGAUAAUAACAAUAAGGUUAAUACUAGUAUUAAAAUUAAGGAUAAUACCAAUACGGAUAACAACAACCUUAUGGCCAAUAACCUCCUCAAGGACAGUAUCCAAACGGAUAAUAAGGUCCUUAUGGGUAAAUACCAUACUAAUGA
Tetrahymena thermophila SB210 is the source of this 1080-nucleotide messenger RNA. Its product is annotated as zinc finger, C3HC4 type (RING finger) protein. Gene Ontology annotation, molecular function: ubiquitin protein ligase activity. The transcript has 7 exons. Gene Ontology annotation, cellular component: cytoplasm. The record is from RefSeq and is a predicted model, not a curated record. Gene Ontology annotation, biological process: protein ubiquitination. Lineage: Eukaryota; Ciliophora; Oligohymenophorea; Hymenostomatida; Tetrahymenidae.